This is a messenger RNA of Hyaloscypha bicolor E, 1194 nucleotides long. RefSeq lists its product as uncharacterized. NCBI's taxonomy places the organism in Eukaryota, Fungi, Ascomycota, Leotiomycetes, Helotiales, Hyaloscyphaceae. The transcript has a single exon. The record is from RefSeq and is a predicted model, not a curated record. Bases 149 to 829 code for a protein of 226 amino acids.
CUCAUAUCUGACAGUACUUUAACAGCUGCCUCUCCCAGCCAUCUGACAAUUUUCUCCACACAAGGCUACACCGCAGCUUCCUCCAUAGCGCAGUCAACUUCCAUCUACUUUUUAAUUGACGACAACUCGAGUCGAAUAACUCAUCAAGAUGGUCAUCCUCGGUGGCCUCGAAAUUGUUGCCGCCGGCUACCUCAUCCACAAACACCAGCAGAACAAGAAAGACAGGGCGCGAGUCGAAGAGGAAGAAGCUAUUCUCGAGGAAGAGGAAUAUCGAAGGCGCCACCCCCGCCAUGGUCAUGGUUCACAAAGUCGGAGAAGGCAUUCUCGGGAACGGAGGCAUUCUUACGAUGGCAAACACGAAUACAAGCACGAGAGUCCAAGACCGAGACCAGCGAGGCCAGCAAUGAGGCCACAGGCGCCACAGCAGGCUCCUCCACCUUUGAUGGCACAGCAGUCAAUGCGACCUCCUCCCCCUCCUGCGACGGCACAACCGGCGAUGCAAGCUCCUCCACCUUACAACGCUGUCCCAACAGCGAGCCCGCAACAGCCACAAGAUAUAAAAUAUGGCUGGACGGACGAGCCUGCCCUUCAACAACAGCAACCGCCGCCGCAGGAUCCGAACUUCCCUCCCACAGGCUGGCCCAGUCACUGGCAGCAGUCACAGGCACCUGAUCCUGGCGCGCGUUUACAAACACCAUAUCAACGCGGUGAAUCAUCACGAGGCCGUGGCGACGGAAGAGCGGUAUCAGCUAGUCCUCGUGUGAGGUUUGCGACUCCUAGGAGAGAGCGCUCGCCAAGUUUGUCUCCUCCACCGUCAUACCGAGCAUAAUAGAAAUACCGUUGGAGCAUCUGAGGAAGGCAUAGUCGCUGGCGCCUCUGCGCCAAAGAUGUAGGAUUGAAUGAUUUUUGUGUACUUUGGCUGUUGAUUGAGCGGGAGUUACAGUAAAAGGAUACAGGCAUUGGGACGGCGAUUUAGAUACCACGGCAUUCGUUUCCUCGUUCUUCGGUGCUGAAGUAAAAUUGAAGGUCUUUCAAAGCAACUCUCUACCUCCGAAACAACAGCGUCAUCGUUCUGUUCACAUGCUAUUAUGACUCUGCAGUCGGUGAAUCACAUUGUGGUGCCGCCAUGACGACGAAAAAACAUCUCGCUCAUCCGAUCUUUAAAUGCGAAUCUUUUCCUUCCUUCCUUCCGAG